This is a messenger RNA of Closterium sp. Yama58-4, 1752 nucleotides long. NCBI's taxonomy places the organism in Eukaryota, Viridiplantae, Streptophyta, Zygnematophyceae, Desmidiales, Closteriaceae. The record is from the annotation of a GenBank genome assembly.
AUGGUGUGCAGCAUGUGCUGGGAGCUCCGCGCAUACAGGCAGGAAAGAGAGAGUAGUCACCUCGGAGAGAGCGCGCAGGAUGGUGCGCAGGAUGGUGUGCAGGAUGGUGUGCAGGAUGGUGUGCAGGAUGGUGUGCAGGAUGGUGUGCAGGAUGGUGUGCAGGAUGGUGUGCAGGAUGGUGUGCAGGAUGGUGUGCAGGAUGGUGUGCAGGAUGGUGUGCAGGAUGGUGUGCAGGAUGGUGUGCAGGAUGGUGUGCAGGAUGGUGUGCAGGAUGGUGUGCAGGAUGGUGUGCAGGAUGGUGUGCAGGAUGGUGUGCAGGAUGGUGUGCAGGAUGGUGUGCAGGAUGGUGUGCAGGAUGGUGUGCAGGAUGGUGUGCAGGAUGGUGUGCAGGAUGGUGUGCAGGAUGGUGUGCAGGAUGGUGUGCAGGAUGGUGUGCAGGAUGGUGUGCAGGAUGGUGUGCAGGAUGGUGUGCAGGAUGGUGUGCAGGAUGGUGUGCAGGAUGGUGUGCAGGAUGGUGUGCAGGAUGGUGUGCAGGAUGGUGUGCAGGAUGGUGUGCAGGAUGGUGUGCAGGAUGGUGUGCAGGAUGGUGUGCAGGAUGGUGUGCAGGAUGGUGUGCAGGAUGGUGUGCAGGAUGGUGUGCAGGAUGGUGUGCAGGAUGGUGUGCAGGAUGGUGUGCAGGAUGGUGUGCAGGAUGGUGUGCAGGAUGGUGUGCAGGAUGGUGUGCAGGAUGGUGUGCAGGAUGGUGUGCAGGAUGGUGUGCAGGAUGGUGUGCAGGAUGGUGUGCAGGAUGGUGUGCAGGAUGGUGUGCAGGAUGGUGUGCAGGAUGGUGUGCAGGAUGGUGUGCAGGAUGGUGUGCAGGAUGGUGCGCAGGAUGGUGCGCAGGAUGGUGCGCAGGAUGGUGCGCAGGAUGGUGCGCAGGAUGGUGCGCAGGAUGGUGUGCAGGAUGGUGUGCAGGAUGGUGUGCAGGAUGGUGUGCAGGAUGGUGUGCAGGAUGGUGUGCAGGAUGGUGUGCAGGAUGGUGUGCAGGAUGGUGUGCAGGAUGGUGUGCAGGAUGGUGUGCAGGAUGGUGUGCAGGAUGGUGUGCAGGAUGGUGUGCAGGAUGGUGUGCAGGAUGGUGUGCAGGAUGGUGUGCAGGAUGGUGUGCAGGAUGGUGUGCAGGAUGGUGUGCAGGAUGGUGUGCAGGAUGGUGUGCAGGAUGGUGUGCAGGAUGGUGUGCAGGAUGGUGUGCAGGAUGGUGUGCAGGAUGGUGUGCAGGAUGGUGUGCAGGAUGGUGUGCAGGAUGGUGUGCAGGAUGGUGUGCAGGAUGGUGUGCAGGAUGGUGUGCAGGAUGGUGUGCAGGAUGGUGUGCAGGAUGGUGUGCAGGAUGGUGUGCAGGAUGGUGUGCAGGAUGGUGUGCAGGAUGGUGUGCAGGAUGGUGUGCAGGAUGGUGUGCAGGAUGGUGUGCAGGAUGGUGUGCAGGAUGGUGUGCAGGAUGGUGUGCAGGAUGGUGUGCAGGAUGGUGUGCAGGAUGGUGUGCAGGAUGGUGUGCAGGAUGGUGUGCAGGAUGGUGUGCAGGAUGGUGUGCAGGAUGGUGUGCAGGAUGGUGUGCAGGAUGGUGUGCAGGAUGUGCUGGGAGCUCCGCACGUAGUACUGCUCGGCCGUCAGCAGCCAGCCGGGGCCGUUGUGGGAGUGCGGUGCUGUGCGGUGCGCUACAACCAGAGAGAAUUGAAAAGGGAGUGGCCUGAAAAAGAGAAAGUAGAGAGAAGGGACUGA